Messenger RNA from Hyposmocoma kahamanoa, 954 nucleotides. RefSeq names its product protein GUCD1. NCBI's taxonomy places the organism in Eukaryota, Metazoa, Arthropoda, Insecta, Lepidoptera, Cosmopterigidae. The record is from RefSeq and is a predicted model, not a curated record. The transcript has 5 exons. The coding region runs from base 136 to 954 and encodes 272 amino acids.
ACAAAUUGAUAAAACUCGAAAAAUGAAUCAUUUUCCUGAAACCCCGAUAAGAUAUGUCAAUACAUAUCAAUAUACAUCCGCUACUUAGCACAUAUUUUUUCCCAAUCAUUUUAUAAGAAUAAUAGGCCUGCAACAAUGUCUUCGGAAAAUACAUCAAAACAAACAGGAUUCCCCAGUAGUCAAGAGUCAAUAGAUAUACAGUCUUCUGCCGAAAAUUGGGAGUACACAUUGCAUGAUGUGGACCACGUCCAACAGCGGCACAACUGGGACUGCGGUGUCGCGUGUGUGAUGAUGCUGCUCUCUCCUCAGCAGCGGGAGGAAUUCGAGGCAAAUUUCUACAACAUAUGUGCGGAGGAAGGUUUCCAUCAGUCCACUUGGACAGUCGACCUCUGCUAUUUGCUGAAAAGGUUUGACAUCAAACAUACAAUGUAUUCGACAAUGCUCGGUGUGAAUGAGGAAUACAAGAAGUACAGUUACUACGACAAUAUCUUUGAUUUGGAUCGCGAGCGCGUGGAGCGCCGCUUCGCCGAGGCGGGCUCGCGCGGCAUCCGCGUGAGGCAGGGCGCCGUGUCGUCGGCGCGCCUGCUGCUGCACCUGCGGCGGCACGGGCCCGCCAUCGCGCUGGUCGACGCCGGCUACCUGGCCUGCGACCUGUGCAAGCGGAACAAGAUCAAGGCGGAGCUCAAGAGGCAGUUCGGCGGCGGCUACGCGGGCCACUACGUGCUGGCGGUGGGCGUGCGCGGCUCGCGCGUGCUGUUCCGCGACCCGGCGCUGAGCGCGCGCCUGUGCGCGGCGUCGGCGCAGGCGCUGCAGCGCGCGCGCGCCGCGCCCGGCACCGACCUGGACGUCGUGCUGGUGCACCAAGGGCCCGGGCGCGAGCUGGCCGCGCUCAGGGCGCCGGCCACGGGCGGCGGCGGCCGGCAGGGGCGCCGCGGCGGCUGCGUCGUCCAGUGA